This is a messenger RNA of Suncus etruscus (white-toothed pygmy shrew), 2158 nucleotides long. RefSeq names its product sideroflexin 3 (gene SFXN3). Gene Ontology annotation, molecular function: monoatomic ion transmembrane transporter activity. Gene Ontology annotation, cellular component: mitochondrial inner membrane. Gene Ontology annotation, biological process: serine import into mitochondrion; monoatomic ion transport. The coding region runs from base 92 to 1057 and encodes 321 amino acids. Lineage: Eukaryota; Metazoa; Chordata; Mammalia; Eulipotyphla; Soricidae. The transcript is spliced from 11 exons. The record is from RefSeq and is a predicted model, not a curated record.
GCGGGAGCGAGUCGGCAGAGCCGAGAGGAAGGCGGGAUUUGACAGCUGUUAAGGCCGGGAGCGUAGGAGCCCCAGGACGCUGGAGUGCAAAAUGGGCGAGUUGCCCUUAGAUAUUAACAUCCAGGAACCUCGAUGGGACCAAAGCACUUUCCUGGGCAGAGCCCGGCACUUCUUCACUGUUACUGAUCCCCGGAAUCUGCUACUAUCUUCGGAGCAGCUAGAAGCUUCCCGGAAUAUCGUGCAGAACUACAGGGCCGGCGUGGUGAGCCCAGGACUCACUGAAGACCAGCUGUGGCGUGCCAAGUAUGUGUAUGAUUCUGCCUUCCACCCCGACACGGGGGAGAAGCUGGUCCUGAUCGGCCGAAUGUCAGCGCAGGUGCCCAUGAACAUGACCAUCACCGGCUGCAUGCUUACAUUCUACAGGCAUACCCCCACCGUGGUGUUCUGGCAGUGGGUCAAUCAGUCCUUCAACGCCAUCGUCAACUACUCCAACCGCAGCGGUGAUGCUCCUAUCAGCAUGGGGCAGCUGGGGACAGCGUAUGUGAGUGCCACGACUGGGGCAGUGGCCACAGCUCUGGGACUCAAGUCACUCACCAAGCACCUGCCUCCACUAGUGGGCAGGUUCGUGCCCUUUGCUGCUGUGGCUGCUGCCAACUGCAUCAAUAUCCCCCUCAUGAGGCAGAGGGAGUUGCAGGUGGGUAUCCCAAUAACAGAUGAGGCUGGUCAGCGGCUGGGCCACUCUGUGACUGCUGCCCAGCAGGGGAUCUUCCAGGUGGUCGUCUCAAGAAUCUGCAUGGCAAUUCCAGCUAUGGCCAUCCCACCUGUGAUUAUGAACACUCUGGAGAAGAAGGACUUUCUCAAGCGUCGUCCCUGGCUGGGAGCACCCCUGCAGGUGGGGCUUGUGGGCUUCUGCCUGGUGUUUGCCACGCCCCUGUGCUGCGCCCUGUUCCCCCAGAGAAGCUCCAUCCAUGUCAGCAGGCUGGAACCAGAGCUCAGAGCUCAGAUACAUGAGCGAAAUCCCAGCAUUGAAGUGGCUUACUACAACAAGGGGCUUUGAAGGAGCGUGAGAGUCCUCAUUCCCCUCCCUGACUUCCAUGGGCGACCACUUAAUGGAGCCUUGCCUCUGUCUAGGACCUGGCAGAGUGGAGCAGCCAUCGAGACCAGCAGUUGUUAGGCUGGGAGAGGCAUCCAUAAUCUUUCUCUCUCCUCUCUGGUUUCAGGGUGCAGGCCACAUUUCCCUUUCUCCUCUUCCUGUAAGGUUACACAGAUAUGUACAUGGUAUGUGUGUAUUUGUGUGUGUGUGUGUGUUUGUGUGUGUGUGUAUUUGCAUGUGUACAUACCCUCCAGGAAGCCAGGGGCAGACAUCUGGCCUAGCCUGCCUUUGUCUUCCCUUCCCAGCCUCCUGCCACCUGCCACCUGUUAUUCAGGUGACAGGCCUUCUUCCCUCUCUGAAACACUUCCACCAGCCAAGUUGUUUCUGACAGUACCAUCACUCCUCACUCAGAGCAUGCCCCUGGAUCUCAAGAACGAGACUGAGGGACACUCAGGGCUCUCCCCAACAUCUCACAGGAUAUUAUAGGUCCAGAACAAAGGAGUGUCCUGGCCUGUUUCUGCCAACCUCCCACCUACCCCCCCCCCAAUGAUCAUGUGAGUAUCUUUAGGCUCAAACCGAAGAUUUCUUUGUCUGCUCUGAUAUCAACACCUCAAAUAGAAACACUCCACCCUCCUAUCCCAACGUAAGCCCCAAAGGCCGAGCCAGCAUUCCCACUCCAGAGCUCCUGGGGAACCUCUGACAGAGCACACCUGCUGUGGGAUGGUGCUUACCCGCCUGUGGCAUCUGAAGGUGACUAGAACACCUGGAAGGCAACUGGGCCCCAGCUGUACAGUUUUAAUACAGGGCAGUCCGCAUUUCAACACUCUGCAGAACUCAACUCAUGUUUACUCCUUUUCUUUCUUGAUGUUUGGCCCUGUUCCUAUCACCUCCACCCUCUGGAGGAGGAGCUGCCCUUCCUUUCCAUCCAGGGUACUACCUGAGGGAGGGAGUGGAUUGGGUGAAGAGGUCCAUUGGGGGAUAUCAGCUCUUCCUGCUUUUACAACCACCUGCCACCUGUAAUGGAAGCUAAAACACUUAUCACUCAAUAAAUGGAAAAACUGCCUA